Molecule: messenger RNA, 1284 nt
Organism: Mollisia scopiformis
Lineage: Eukaryota; Fungi; Ascomycota; Leotiomycetes; Helotiales; Mollisiaceae
Exons: 2
Coding region: 215-925 (236 amino acids)
Biological process (GO): phospholipid transport
Cellular component (GO): mitochondrial intermembrane space
Molecular function (GO): phosphatidic acid transfer activity
Source: RefSeq, a predicted model, not a curated record
AUUCGCCAUUUACCCCAGAUUUUGCCGUAUUAGUACUAGCCUCGUCGUAACCCUUGUCAGAAUGUAAAGUGAGUUCGGAUUUGCUGGUCUGCCUCGUGCUCACGCAUCAUUACAUCUCUCCACCUCAGCACCCCCUUCCCCUCCUUUCUCGAACCAUCAACUUCAGUUUCUCAUUUUUCAACCACGAGCCUGUAAUGCAUCCACAACAUCCAUAAUGGUCAAAUUCUACGAAUCGAACUUCUCUUACGACUACUCCUUUCCGGCCGUCACCCUAGCCUACUUCCUCCGCUACCCAAACCCGUACAGCACACAUGUAUUGUCAACAGACGUCAUCUCACGAGAAGUAGAUGCCAAUGGCCGUCUUCGCACCCUUCGAAUCCAUCGAAAAUCGUCAAGAUUGCCGUCUGCCGUCUUGAAACUACUUCCAAAGAGCGUCCUUGGAAACAUCAGUGGCGGCAAAUCGGAAAGCUAUAUUCUCGAGACGAGUACGAUUGAUGUUAAAGAGGGAUGGAUGCAUACCGAAAGCAAGAACUUGGAUUGGACUGGUAUAUUGAGUGUCGUUGAGCGGCAGGAGUAUCGGAGGCACGUGCCCGUCGAUGAGGGGGAUGACUUCAGUAUUGGGGCUGGGACCACCGGAGUUGUAACCACAGUCAAGUUUAGGAGCAGACUUGGAGAGAGAUUCAGAGCUAGGACGGCCAGAAAAGAUGAAGUGGAAGAAGAGCCGAAACGAAGCUUCCUAGCAGCUUGGAGUACUGGUGGAAUCCAGCGUAGUAUCGAAGCUAUUGCGAGUCGCAAGACGGAAAGCCAAUUGGGCAAGAGCAAGGAGGGCAUGAAAGUGGUAUUGGAAAGGUUGCGUCGAGGAGGCUUGGUUGCGGUUCUUGAUGGUAUGCGAGAGGAUAGGAAGCUCAACUUUGUACAUGAGUGAGCAUUCAAUGGAUGGGAAACUUCGGAAGCACAUGGUAACGACGAAUACUUUGCGAACAUCGGUCAAGCCUUUUUGGCCCUCUUGUACAAAUACACAUUUGGGAGCGCGGAGUCUGGGAAGGGAAAUCUUGGCGUUUGUUGAUAUAGCUCUCCUAUCCAACUAUUUACAAUCUUUGGAAAAUCUUACGCUGCGAAUUUGCCUACUUACCUAGAGACAUGCUGCUUCAAUUUGAAGAACGUGCACAGACAGAAUUUAUAUGAAAAUUCAAAGUCCGUCAGUAAUAGCAUCCUUCAAAGCAACACAAGUUCUCUCCUCUUCAAGUCAAAGUAAAUUGAGCGAGUGGCAAGAAACUAACAUAU